AUGGCCCGUGAUCGUCUUGCUGCCAUCCGCGUAAGUAUUGGACCAUUGCGAAUUUUCGAGCUGGCUCAGCUCCCUGCGAACCCCUGUCGAGGCUGUCGUUGUCGGCUUGAAGGGCCUUCAAGUCAUUCCUUUUCGACUCACGGUCGCACUCAUCCCGCAAAAGUCGUCUCUUUUCAGGCUCAACAAGCGGCGACAGACUCACAACAGCAGCACCAGCAGAAUCAUUCGUACCCACAACAGCCGCAGCAGCAACAGCUCUACGGCGAGUACGGCCGCCCGUCCGCCGAAGAUAAGUAUGGGCGUCCCAACAUGCAUCGGCCGCCGUAUGAGUCGAGAAACGCAUCCUACGAUGAUCCCGGCCAGUACCAGAGCAAUCCGCCCUACUCGAGGUCGCGCUCAAAUUCUAGCCAUGGAGGUUCCGCCACCCGACCGAGGCCAAGUAACCCGCCUCCGGUGUCGAUAGCGCCAUCGAGCAACCACAUGGUUCCCAGCUAUCAAGAGCCGCCACGCGACUUCAAUCCGUACGAGCCCCAGGCCUAUUCCCCGAUCCAGGCCCCUUCUGGUCAACAACCGAAAGCACAGAAAUCGCAGUACACCCCUUUGGACCCCGUCAGAACGCGCCAACGCAGCAUAUCCGAGGGCAAACUCAACCCCGAUCAGCGUCGAGCAGUGGAGCAAUUCUCGAUGCCGCCGCCGCCCGUACCGGGCCAGAAUUACAACUCGGAUAAGACAAGAGGGUAUCCAAAUCCGCCACCUGAGAUGAGGCCCGCACCUUCUUAUCAAAGCUUUGCGACCGAGUACGAUGACUACAAGGGCAGCUCGGCAAACCUCGUCUCGAGCAAAUCUCGAGCCGAAGAGUCGUAUGAGAUGCAGAAGCCUCGCAGCAACAGUAACGACUCAAACUGCGGACGUCCCUCGAAAAAGAAAAAGACUGUCAAGCGAGGCGAUGUCGAAUUUGAAGAGAUGGGGCAGUUCUUCGCUGAGGUACGUGGCUCUAACGUGGCUGCCCCGUCUCGAGAGCGCAUGAAAGCAGUCGCUGACGACUCACGUGUACGCUGCACUGCUGCAGGUUUCGGAUCUGCAAGAAAGUCUUCGAGAGGCCAAUGGGUUGGUUCAGCAGAUUGCAGGGGUCCAUGCUCGAAUCUUGGCGCUCCCAUCGACCGAAGACCCACAAUCUGUCGCGCUGAACCAAGAGCUGAACGCCCUCACAACGUCGUCUCGGAAGCUGUACAACUCGCUCAAGAACCGCAUCCUGGCGCUCGAUCAAGGCAAUGCCGGGCUCCGAGCCCUCGUACCGGCAGCCCAGUCGAUGUACAAUCUCACCAUGGCCGAUGUGGAUGUCCGGAACACUCAGGUGUCUGCUCUCAAAGAGCGCUUCAAGAGCGCGGUCCAGCGCUACGCCGAAGUCGAACGAGACAACCGAAACAAGAAUAGGUCGCGCAUGGAGCGUCAAGUCAUGAUCGUCAACCCAGGUCUGUCGGCCCAGGAGGUCAACGAAGUGGUCCGACAAGCCGAGGAAGAGGGCUCGAACGCCGUGUUCUCCCAGGCGUUGCAGCAGUCCGAUGGUCGAAGGGGCUAUGCUGCUCGAGGAGCUCUUCGCGAGGUCGAGACCCGCGCCGCUGCGCUGGCUCGGAUCGAAUCUACGCUCGUUCAGCUCGCGCAGCUCUUCUCCGAUAUGGCCAUCCUGGUCGAGGAGCAAGAUGUGCAGAUCGUCGCCAUUGAAGCCAAGGCCGCCGAGGCGACGCAUGACAUGGAGAAGGGUCUGCAGCAAACACAAAAGGCCGUCAAGUCGGCGAGGAAUGCUCGGAAGUGGCGCUGGAUCUGCUUCAUCAUCAUCCUCAUCAUCCUCAUAGUUGUAGCCGUCGUCGUCGUGAUCGAGGUCGUGCUGCCCAUGAUCAAGAAGAACAACGAGGCCAAGGCGAAUGCGCCUGCCCCGACCACCGCUCCAGCGACGUCGACGCCCACCGCCCGUUUCGCUGCGGCCGCCGCCAUCCCUGCUUCGCCAACGGCUUCGGCCAGCACCAGUGCUCCGACGUCAACACCAGCUAGACGGUGA
Molecule: messenger RNA, 2056 nt
Organism: Microbotryum saponariae
Lineage: Eukaryota; Fungi; Basidiomycota; Microbotryomycetes; Microbotryales; Microbotryaceae
Source: the annotation of a GenBank genome assembly